Messenger RNA from Stereum hirsutum FP-91666 SS1, 1560 nucleotides. RefSeq lists its product as uncharacterized. Bases 1 to 1560 code for a protein of 519 amino acids. Gene Ontology annotation, molecular function: amino acid transmembrane transporter activity. Gene Ontology annotation, biological process: amino acid transmembrane transport. Lineage: Eukaryota; Fungi; Basidiomycota; Agaricomycetes; Russulales; Stereaceae. The transcript is spliced from 5 exons. The record is from RefSeq and is a predicted model, not a curated record. Gene Ontology annotation, cellular component: membrane.
AUGACGGACGACAAACCACACCAGGCCACGUUAGAGAAAGACAAAGACUCCGACGACCUUCGCUCGUUCAACAGCUAUGAUGUGAAGGGGUUGAAACGAGGACUGGCCCCAAGACAUCUUACGUUCAUAUCUAUUGGUGCUUGUAUCGGAACAGGGAUAUUUCUGGGUAUAGGAGGAAGUCUGGCAAAGGGUGGACCAUUAGGCGUGUGGCUUGCAUACUCCCUUAUGUGCACCGUUGCGAUCGCUGUCAUGCUCCUCGUCGGCGAGAUGGUGACUUUUCUUCCAGUACAAGGAGGGCACGUCCGACUCGCAGGCCGAUUUGUCGACCCUGCACUUUCAUGUGCCCUGGGCCUCAAUUAUUAUCUCUGCUGGGUCCUCAUCCUCGCUGCAGAGAUCUCCGCGUCAGCCGUACUCAUCUCGUUCUGGACGACCUCGAUCAACAUCGGAGUAUGGAUAGCGAUUGCUUUAGCUCUCGUUCUGGCCAUCAAUCUAUUCGGCGUCCAGUAUUAUGGAGAGGCGGAAGUCGGCUUUGCGAGCCUCAAGGUCAUCACGAUGCUCGGGCUUAUCAUCCUCUCGAUUAUAUUGGAUGCGGGUGGUGGACCCGACCAUAAACCGAUAGGGUUUCAAUUUUGGAGAAAUCCUGGGCCGUUCGUUCAGCAUCUUGGGAUACCGGGAUCUAAAGGACGCUUUCUCGCUUUCUUUUCCGUUCUCACUCAAGCAGCGUUCACCAUCAGCGGAACCGAAAUUCUUGCCCUCGCAGCCGCCGAAACUCGCAACCCGCGCAAAGUCCUUCCUCAGGCCCUUCGUACCGUCUGGAUCCGCAUCGUCAUCAUCUACUUCCUCGGUUCCUUCGUUGUAGGCCUCGUCGUCGCCUCCAACAACACUGCCCUCGGGUCCACCUCCACUGCUUCUGCCUCGCCCUACGUCAUCGCCAUACAAGCCGCCGGGAUCAAAGUCUUACCCUCCAUCAUCAACGCCGCCAUCCUCACCUCCGCGCUCUCCGCAGCCAACUCCGACGUCUUCCUCACCUCUCGCACUCUCCAUUCCCUCGCCACCCAAGGCCACGCCCCUCGCAUCUUCAGAACGACCAACCGCACCGGCGUCCCAUACAUCUCCGUCAUCUUCUCCUGGUCCUUCGGUUGUCUCGCUUUCCUGGGCCUCAACUCCUCCACCGAGAACGUCUUCUUGUUCCUCGUCAACCUCACCGCUAUCUCCGGGACUAUCACCUGGCUCGUCAUCGCGGUAACAUAUACCUGCUUCCGUCGUGGGAUGGCCGCACAAGGUCUCGAUCGGGCGACUGUACUUCCUUGGAGGACGAGGUUCGGGUGGCCCGCGGCGGUGUGGGUCAUUUUUACGAUGACGGUUAUUACGGUGUUUAGUGGAUGGGAAGUGUUCAGGCCGGGGGAAUGGAGUACUUCAACGUUUGUGUCGAAUUACUUGCCCAUAUCGUGGUUUGGGGUGUUUUAUUUUGGGUAUAAGUGGUAUUUGAAGAGUCGGAUCGUGAGGCCACAUGAGGUGAGUGGCGUAUCUUUUGCGCUGCAUGAGGAAUCUAGACGAUAG